UGUAAACAUUGCUCGGCCUCGCUUGACGGGAAGGCGAGGAAGGAGGAAGUUGACCGAUUGAUUGAUAGUUUAUUGUUGCAAGUAAAGAACAAAGGAGAAGGGAGGAAGUUAAACCAGCAGACCCAUAAAACACUCCAGAAGAAGAGGAAAUCUGAUAAUAAGGAAGAGGAAAGAAAACAGAGAGAAGAAGAGAAAGAGGAAGAUUAAACACCAAUACACCCAAGUGAACAGAUAGAGAAGAAUGCGGUUUCAGGUUAGAAAAUAACAUAAUACUGAAAAGGAACGAGAGGAGGACGACCUGAGAAGCGGUACAAAGCGUUACAGGUCAAAAGAAGAAAGAAAGAAGAAGGAGAGAGGGAUUCACAGCAAAGCAGGUCACAAGGAAAUGGAGAAGGAGGUCACUGCAUGGAGUCAAUAACAGCUUUUUAAGUAUCACAGAGCGGGACUUUGUUUUACCAAGCUGGUCUCUGAGACAGCACAGCACGAUGGCGGAGAGCGACCGAUGGCUGACGGCCCACCAUGACCCCCUGGCUGCCCUCUACACCUUCAGCUCCUGCAUGGCCCUGGCUGACCUGCACGGUGAUGGUGAGGCAAAGUUGGUCAUCGCGGACCUUGGCACCGGGGCAUACAACAUGAAGCUCAAGGUGUACAAAGGGACGAACCUGAUGUCGGAGAACACCUUAAUUGACCUUCCUACAGGUGUCAUUACCUUCCACAUGGACACCACAGAGCCAAGAGUGCCAGCUGUUGCUGUGGCAUCUGGCAGCUACAUCUACAUCUACAAGAACCUUCGCCCAUACUUCAAGUUCACGCUGCCCACGCUAGAAGUCAACCCCACUGAGUUUGAUGCGUGGAGUCAGGCCAGGGAUGAGCUGCUGGACGUGAGCAUGCUGUACGAGAUCCUUGACUCGCUGCGGCAGGAGGUGGGGGAGUGCGGCCUGACCACACGUUCCCAGCGGUUCCUCAUGUGCCCCGACCACACCAGCCAGACCACCUUCCUGGACCAGCACAAGGGGUUCCUGCUCAAGCGACAGACCGUGGUGACCUGCUUCUCGACCCUCAAGAAGUCCCACGCUGAGGACGAUGCCAUCUCCUGCCUGGUGCUGGGGACGGAGAGCGCCAACAUCUUCAUCCUGGACCCGGAGGCCUUCACCAUCCUCAACAGUAUGAGCCUGCCCAGCGUGCCCGUCUUCCUCUCAGUGACGGGGCUGUACGAUGUGGAGUACCGCAUCAUCGUGGCAUGUCGCAACGGCCAGAUCUACACCCUCAAGCGCGGCACCAAGAUCGGCAGACCCACGGCCGAGCUAACGUCUCAGCCCGUGGGUCUGAUACGCCGGGACAAGAAUAUCAUUGUUGCAACCAUGGACCACCACCUGCACUCCUUCAACAACAAGGGCAAGCGUAUGUGGUGCCUGAAGCUGCCUGGCGGUGUGCUGUGCCUGGAGUGCCUGGAGGUGCGCACUCUUGGCCUGACACUGGUGGCACUCGCGCUGAAUGACAACCGCGUGCUUAUCUACCGCGACAAACACCUCGUGGACACCAUUCUCACCGAGGACCGCGUGGCCGCCAUGAGGUUCGGACGCUUCGGACGAGAGGACAACACAUUGGUGAUGGUGAUGAAGGGUGGCGGUCUUAUGGUGAAGAUCCUGAAGCGGACGGCGCGUUUCAACAUCGAGGACACGGACGGACCAGCUCAGGCCGCGGCGGUGAAACUCAACAUCCCCAAGAAGACCAAGCUGUUCGUGGACCAGACCAUGCGGGAGAGGGAGAACUGCGUGUUGAUGCAUAGGGUCUUCCAGCAUGACCUCUACCGUCUGCGACUCAGUACCGCCCGCGCCUACGUUCACGCCCUGGAGACAAGCAGCAACCCCGUCUCCCUCACGCAGACCGAACCACUCAAGCUCUCCGCCCAGGUUCUGGGGUUGGGUCCGACCUUCAAGCUGCGUGUUGAGCUGCAGAACACCUCCUCCUCCUACCCGUCCCUCCAGCUGGCCGUCAUCUUCCACUGUGACGACCGCGUGUACAGCGUCAACAAGUCAUACAUACAGAUCCCCAUACUAGUCCCCGGCAUCGUUCACGUGGCGGAGACGCUGGUAACGUGCGUGUCGGAGCUGGGCAUCGCGGACACGGUACGGGUGUUCGUUGUGAAGGGCAAGGCCACCCGCCCGCUGCUCACCGCUGUCAUCAACAUGCCUGUGGCCGAGGUGUUCAUGGCAGGCUAAGGGGGUUUGGCGGGGGUAGGUUAGUAGGAGAUUGUCUGAGUUGAUAGGUACAGACAGGUACGUAGGUAAGAUAUCAGUAAGUGAGGUACAGACAGGUAUGUAGGUAAGAUAUCAGUAAGUGGGUAGGUAGGUACUUGAUAGAUAGUUAGGCAGGUAAGUUGAUACAUAGGUAGGCUGGUUGGUAAGGUGAUAGGUAAGUAGGAAGGUUAGUACAUUGAUGGGUUGGUAAAUAAGUUGAUAGGCAGGGAGUUAGGUAAGUUGAUUUAAAGGUAGGUAAGUAGAUCAGUGAAUAGGUAAAUAGGCAGGUAGGUUAGGUGAUAAUUAAGUAAGUAGGCAGGUAAGUUGGUCAUUUAAUAGGCUUACAGUUAGGUAGGUUAGUAUAGACAGUUUCCCUAAUACACUUUCUGUGGGUGAUGCAAGCAACAUAUUCUAGUCCAUAUAUACUCAGGUGAAGAGGAUGACACACACUACCACCAGGGUCACUAAACUACCCCUUGUUAGGAAUUAAGGUUGGUUUUUUUUUUUACUGUUUUCAGACCCUUUCACAUCUCACAUCAACUAUUACUAAAAGUUAAAGAGGGGAUCAAUCGGGUUCUAUUGAGUGCAUAUUCAGGUUCAUGGUACAGAAGAGGAGUCAGACUACCAUAAAACUCAUAAAACUACCCCUGGAAAUGCCCCAAACUCCUACGAAAACCGUGUCAACUAUGUGUGUUUGUGCUGCGAAAUGUUUAAAAAUAUGGGCGUAAGGGUUGUUCGGGAAGUAGGGUUAGUCUAGUAGCGAAACGGAGCAGUCGAAUCAGCAGUUAUGAUUCGAAUGUUCUAGAAUCCGAAAGAGACAAGUUGACGUGAUGUCGGAGGGGUGUGAUAUCGGGCUUAAAUGUGUAUUGCGUAAAAUAGAAUAGCUACCCUGGAAAUGACCCAAAAGCCUUGUUAACCCUGUAGCAGCGACGGGCCAAAUUUGUGGCUUUACCGUGUACUACCAGCGCCGGGCCAAAUUUUUGCCAGGACAUAAACCCCCAAAAAACAGAUGAUGCAUUAACUGAUGACAAAUGCGUUGAUAUAUAUAAUGAAAUGAUUUGCGUGAGUGAUGAUUUUUUUCUCAUUUUUCUCGCUUAGAGGGACCUUUAAGAAACAUGAUCCCCGCAGCUACUGGGUUAAAUAUGUGUGAGAAUCUGGGUCCUGUAUUCUUUUUUUUUUU
Eriocheir sinensis (Chinese mitten crab) is the source of this 3420-nucleotide messenger RNA. It is a transcript of the gene BBS1, whose product is annotated as Bardet-Biedl syndrome 1 protein homolog. NCBI's taxonomy places the organism in Eukaryota, Metazoa, Arthropoda, Malacostraca, Decapoda, Varunidae. The record is from RefSeq and is a predicted model, not a curated record. The transcript is spliced from 12 exons. Bases 486 to 2222 code for a protein of 578 amino acids. Gene Ontology annotation, cellular component: BBSome; centrosome; axoneme. Gene Ontology annotation, molecular function: patched binding; smoothened binding. Gene Ontology annotation, biological process: non-motile cilium assembly; protein localization to cilium.